This is a messenger RNA of Penicillium vulpinum, 1599 nucleotides long. Its product is annotated as cytochrome P450. NCBI's taxonomy places the organism in Eukaryota, Fungi, Ascomycota, Eurotiomycetes, Eurotiales, Aspergillaceae. The transcript has 6 exons. Gene Ontology annotation, molecular function: heme binding; iron ion binding; monooxygenase activity. The record is from RefSeq and is a predicted model, not a curated record. Bases 1 to 1599 code for a protein of 532 amino acids.
AUGAAUUCCUCCGCGAAGGAGCAGGCUAUGAGCCUGCUUUCUCUCCCUGUCCUAGGAUUUGCUUUGGUUGGGUUGAUUAUCAGCAAAAUCAUUUACUCAUUCUUUUUUCACCCUCUACGACACAUCCCGGGCCCGGCGCUCGCAAAAGUAACCGAUAUAUGGCACCUAUAUCAUUGCUGGGGUGGGAAACGGCACCACGUCUUGGUGGCACUUCACAAAAAAUACGGUAUUAAUAUUUCCUUAUACAAAGGCAAACACGGUUUCGAAAAAGGGCCUUUUGUUCGAGUUGGACCUAAUACUGUUUCAACCAAUUCAUCGAAUGCAAUUCCUGCUAUUUAUUCUGCCAACGCACCGGCAUUGAAGUCUCCGUUUUACGAAGCUUUUGCACCUGGCAUGCCUAGUAGCUUCACGACAAAUGACAAGAUCUACAGACAAAAGAAGCAAAUCUUGUCGGCAGCCUUUGCACCUCGCAAGUUGGAAGCCAUGGAACCGUUGAUUCGUCUCCAUAUCGAUACAUUCUGUGAGACAAUUGCAGCAGCUGGAAAGACCGACAUUGCCGCAAUGCUUGGUGCUCUUUCUAUUGAUGUCCUCUCUGAUCUAUGCUUCGGAAAAUGUUUCGACACUUUGAAAAAUGAGCCAGAACGAGAUCGUAUUUUGGAGGCCAUGGAAAAGGCGGUUGAAUUGGUUAUUAGAGAAGGAACUAUGCAUAAAUGGCCACGUGCUGUUUGGAAGGUUCUUCAUUCAAAGGAAAAGAUGAUCAAACGGGGCUAUGUCUACCAGCCGCGAAAAAAGAGAGCAGCCGGAGCAAUGAUGGAACAAAUGAACCGAAAAUCCGAACGUGAGGAUUUCUUCACCAAUAUUCUCCAGGCUCGUCGACCGGAUAACGGACAGCCGUACGAAAUGCCAGAAUUGAUGGGUGAAUCAAUUCUUCUCCUGUUCGUUCACACUGUCUAUAUUAUCAACUAUAUUAUACCCAGACUAAUAAACUCGUACAGUGUUGCAGGGUCUGAUACCACAUCUACAGCCUUGACUGUGAUCAUCUGGCAUCUACUCGCGAAUCCGAAGACGAUGGAGAAGUUGACAGCUGAAAUCCGUGCCAAUUUUGACUCCGCAGACGCGAUUAAGUACCAGGCCCUCCAGGGCCUGCCUUAUUUGCAUGCAGUCAUUGAGGAAGGUUUGAGAAUUUGUCCACCAAAUCCGGGGUUGAUUCCACGCGUGGUUGUCGACCGAGCCCCAGGCCAUUUGGCCAUUGACGGCCGUAUUUUCCCUCCUGGUACCGAAAUCGGAGUUUGCAAUUUCUCUCUUCAUCACAAUCCUCUGUAUUUCGAUGAUCCGGAUUCCUUUAUUCCGGAACGUUGGAUGCCAAACUCUGAUAUUAAGUGCGACAAAGCUGCAUUCGCUCCAUUCUCCUAUGGUCCUAGGUCCUGUCUGGGCCGAAACAUGGCAUAUAUGGAAAUGAGUCUGACCUUGGCUCUACUUGUAUUCCGAUUGAAGUUAUCAUUUGGGAAUCAUGAAAAGGAGAUGCUGGCUGGAUUCGAUGUUGAUGAUGCCUUUGUUGCUAUCAAACCGUCCGUUCCAGUGAACGUAACAAAGGUCUGA